AUGGGUGCAUGUUCAUCUCAAUAAAGAAGACCUGCUUAGGUUCAAAAGCCAGGUUAAAAUUCUGGACCUUAAGCUGUAGCUGAGGAGUUUAAAGUAGGGCCAGAAAUUUUUGUCACUCUGAAAUAGGGUUCUAUUAGCAAUUUUUAUAAAAUGGAUAAAAAUUUGGGAAGUGGUGCAUUUGGAGAAGUUCGAUUGGUUAUUCAUAAGAGUACAGGAUGUAAAAGGGCAAUGAAAUAGAUAAGAAAGGAUAAAAUAAUUAAAGAUGAUGAGGAUAACAUGUUCUCAGAAGUCAAUACUCUUAAAGAAUUGGAUCAUCCUAACAUAGUUAAACUGCAUGAACUAUUUUAGGAUGCAAAAAAUUAUUAUCUAAUAACUGAGUAUGAAUUUUUAGAAGGAGGAGAAUUAUUUCAAAAGAUUACAGACAUGAAACAUUUUACAGAGAAGAUGGCUGCAGAUAUCAUGAAACAAAUAUUAGGUGGUGUAGUACAUUGCCAUGAGAAAAAAAUUGUUCAUAGAGAUUUAAAACCAGAAAACAUCCUUUUUGAGAAUAGGAAACCCAAUUCAAAUUUAAAGAUCAUUGAUUUUGGAACUUCCAAAAAAGUUGAAAGCAAUCAAAAUCUAACUAAAAGAUUAGGAACUCCCUACUAUAUUGCCCCUGAGGUAUUGAAAAGAAAUUAUAAUGAAAAAUGUGAUGUGUGGAGUUGUGGAGUUAUACUGUACAUAAUGUUAUGUGGUUAUCCACCAUUUGGAGGAUAAGAUUAAGAGAUUUUAUAAAAUAUUGAAAUCGGGAAAUAUGAAUUUGAUCCUGAGGAUUGGGCCAAAAUAUCAGAUGAUGCAAAAAAUUUGAUUAAAAGGAUGCUUACUAAAGAUUAUAAUUAAAGAAUCUCAGCUUAAGAGGCUUUCAAUGAUCCUUGGAUUUAAAAGAAUGCACCGAAUGCUCCUAUUGAUUUCAAAGCUAUUAAAAAUUUGUCUUCUUUUUUUGGCAAAAACAAGGUGAGAGCUGCAUUAAUGCAAUUCAUUUCGACUAAUCUCAUGACGAAUGCUGAAAAAGAAGGGCUACUUGCUGAAUUCAAAAAGAUAGACAAAGAUGGAAACGGUUAAAUUAGUAAGGAUGAAUUAGUUUAAGUCUAUCUUAAAUAAUAUGAUGAAAUUAAGGCAAAACAAAUGGUUGAUGACAUAUUUGAUAAAGUGGAUACGAAUAAAUCAGGCUAUGUGGAUUUUACAGAGUUCAUCACUUCCGCAGCUAAUGAGGAGAAACUACUUAAUAAAUAAAGAUUAUAAUAAGCAUUUAAUAUGUUUGACACAAAUGGUGACGGUUAGAUAAGUAGAGAUGAACUUUAAGAAAUUAUGGGGAGGAAUCGAUGA
This is a messenger RNA of Paramecium tetraurelia, 1365 nucleotides long. RefSeq lists its product as uncharacterized. Gene Ontology annotation, molecular function: calcium ion binding; calcium/calmodulin-dependent protein kinase activity; calmodulin binding. The record is from RefSeq and is a predicted model, not a curated record. The transcript is spliced from 8 exons. Gene Ontology annotation, cellular component: nucleus; cytoplasm. Gene Ontology annotation, biological process: protein autophosphorylation; intracellular signal transduction; peptidyl-serine phosphorylation. NCBI's taxonomy places the organism in Eukaryota, Ciliophora, Oligohymenophorea, Peniculida, Parameciidae.